ACAGCUGCAGCUCGCGGCAUGUUUGACUCAGAGAGCGAGCGAGAGAGAGAGAGAGAGAGCGGGGAGUGGGAGUGUGUGUGUGUGUAUGUGUGUCUGACUGGCCAGCAUCGAUUUUAAUUAGUCAGUUGACUGGAACAAGCUUUCGGCAAACUCACACAGUCGUCCGGGUGACAGCUCCCCUCGAUAGCGAAGGAGAGAAUGAAAAUAGUGGAUUUUCUCUCUGCUUGUCCAGCGCCGCAGAAGGGAAGUCAAACUAAAAGAUUUUGACAUGAAGAAGGACAUAGAGACAUUGAUUGCAGAGGAAAGAGCUGACAUCAUCUCCAAAUAUGACAAGGGCAGGCAGGAGGGCGUCAGCAUUGACCCCUGGGAGGAUGCUGACUACAGCAUCUAUAAGGUCACUGACCGCUUUGGCUUCCUGCAUGAGGAAGAGCUGCCAACACCCAGUGCUCUUGAAGAAAAGCAAAAGCAGCAGGAGAUAGAGCGAGUGGAGAAAUGGCUGAAGAUGGUGAAAAAGUGGGACAAGUAUAGGAACAGUGACAAGAUGGUGAAACGUGUCUACAAGGGCAUCCCUCUCCAGCUAAGAGGACAGGCCUGGGCUCUGCUCCUCGAUAUAGAGAAGGUCAAACAAGACAAUGUGGGCAAAUAUGAGAAAAUGAAGCAGCAGGCCCGUAGCUUCUCCACAGAGAUCAAGCAGAUAGACUUAGAUGUCAACAGGACCUUCAGGAACAACAUCAUGUUCAGGGACCGCUUUGGAGUCAAGCAGCAGGCACUGUUUCAUGUACUAGCAGCCUACUCUGUCUACAACACGGAGGUGAGCUACUGCCAGGGAAUGAGUCAGAUCGCUGCCGUCCUGCUCAUGUACCUGAACGAGGAGGAUGCCUUCUGGGCUCUGUCCCAGCUCCUCACCAACAGCAAACAUGCUAUGCACGGGUUCUUCAUCCCAGGGUUUCCCAAGCUGCAGCGUUUCCAGGCCCACCAUGAGCAGAUCCUCUCCAAAAUGCUGCCGAAGCUGAAGAAGCAUCUGGACAAGGAGCAGAUGACAACGGGGAUUUAUACAACCAAAUGGUUUCUGCAGUGCUUCAUUGACAGAACCCCUUUCACCCUCACUCUGCGUUUAUGGGACAUCUACAUUUUGGAGGGAGAGAAGAUGCUGACUGCCAUGGCUUACACAACCCUGAAAUUACACAAGAAGCGUCUGCUGAAGCUUCAAAUGGAGGACCUGAGGGAGUUUCUUCAGGAGCAUCUGGCUACCUCUUUCAUCCUGGCUGAUGAUGUGGUGGUGGAGCAGCUACAGGCUGCUAUGGCUGAGCUUCGCAGUAAGAAGCUGGACAUGCCUCCUCCAGCCAAGUCGGAUGAGCUGCCAAAGAAACCUCUCGGUCAAGAGAGACCAGUUCUUCUACUGCCCCUGCAGCCUUACUCUCCUCUAGAGGCCAAAAUAAAUCUACAACCCCACAGCCAGACCCAUGACGGGACCCACCAGUCAGACAGCAUCACCCUAGAUCAGACCCCUUCACCUUCAGACACCCAGGACUCCAGAAGCCUCUCUGGGCCACACACAUCUUUGCCUUCCCCAGAUCCAGUUGUAGUACAUACAGAAGCACCACCGUCUCCGGAUGGGCGCUGCAGAGUGCCUCCAAUGCCACCAAAAGCGGAGGACAAGCCUCGUUCUGUGGCAGGGGUGGUCAGUAACGUGAAGGAGAUGUUCCCAGACGUUAGCCAAGCUGAGAACAGGAUAAAAGAUGCAGCCCAGCCUGAAGACCCAGAGACGCAAGAGGAGCCUUUAGAUUGGCCUCCACCCUACGAGCCACCUUCUGCGGAUAGUAUGCAGCCUGAGGAGGAGAUUCCAAAUCUUCCAGAUCUACCCCCUCCGCCAUUCUGCUACCCUGAGCAAAGCGACCAAACACCUCCGCCCUCCCUUGGGGAUGAUGGGAGUGGGCCAGAGACGCAGCAGUAUUCUCUAGCCCCCUGCUCUGCUCCUUCACUGGGGUUAAAGUGCCCUACUCAGGUGAAGCUAUCUCCAAAAGGCCGUCCAAAACCGCCCUCAUCCCUUGACCUCAAGCCAAAAGAACCUCCUUCCUCGCUGCCCACUCUUGCUCGUGUUUACAAUUCCUCUUGCUCUUCUUCCAGAGUUCCUCCCCCCAAGCCAACCAAGUUCCCAGUCUCUCUUUCUGUCCCAGUGCCUGCAGGGAACAGACGGCCCUCCAACACCUCCCAGUAUGAUAACCUCUCUGAGGCCGAUGAGGACGACCGCUUCCUGGACAGGCUGCUGGAUGUGGCAGCUACCCUUCCUCACAGCCCCGGUCUGGGCUCCACACCCGAGGAAGUUUCUGACAUGUAUGGUAGCCCUCCACCACCCGUCGUGGACAGGGACUAUGACCCUGCACUGCACCCCCUCCCUCCACCCCCUGUAUUUAUCCCUCCAAGCCCUUCUUCUCUUCCUCCCUCACUUUGUGCUCUCCCCAGUUUGCCUCAGGAGCCAGAAUAUGAAGGAGAGGACAGCUGGGUGGAGGACUCCAUCAUCCCCCCUCCUCCACCUUGUUUUGCUGACAGACUGGUUCCCUUCCAAUACAGCCCCCCCAAUCACUCAGACACAAACAGAGCCACCUCAUCCAGCUACUCUCAGCCUUUCUCUAGGGGCCCCAGGGACCACUCUGCCUUCCCAGCCCCACUGUUAUACACUGGGUCUCCACCGGGACACUCCACACCCUCAGGACAGUCAGCAGUAGGGGUGCCCGUGGUCCGAUCCAGCCCAGACUUUUAUAGGAUGCACCCAGGAGGACAGCAGCUGCCAAAAUCUGUGACCUUUUGAAGUUUCCAGAAAAUAUAGCUAGGAAACACUCUGUUAGAAUAUCCAGCUUUUCUAUUACACUUCAUCACUGUACAGAGCCAGUUGAGAGAAGAGAGGCUUUCACCAUGGCCAGUAGAUACUCAGUCUGUCAAAGUUUUUUUUGUGUGAAAGGACUUUUUCCAUUGACAUGUACAUAUUUUUGUGACGCUUGCACGUUUUGUUUUUUUUUACUAUGUGCAGUCAACUUUUGUAAGUGGUUAACUUAGAGUAUUUAAAACUGCUGUCUCUGUUACUGUCCGCUGCACAAAUAGCAAGUGUAUUGCUUAUCUACUACAUUUUGUUUUCAAGGUAACAGAUUCAUACCUUCAUACGAUGAAGUGAGGCAGUCUAAUACCAGCCGAGCAUUUCACCAUUGCUUCAUCUCGAACAUCUGUUUCUUUCCUCUGUUACAACAAAAUGUCUUAACCUGAUCGUAGCACACUGAGGGUGGUCACUCUAACUCAAGGGUUUUUGAGGUUGUCUAAUAAGCUAGUUCUUGCUAAAGCACCCAAAGCCCAUGCAUUUAUACCAAUACUGCAUUUAUGGUUAACUGUGAGCAGGCUCACACCUCUUAACACAACAGUAUGUGGAACCAUCACGGGUAACUGUUUAUGCAACACAGUUUCUUUACUGUAUCUUGAAGCUAAUACUUGAUAACAUAGGACCACUGCUAGAAAAUGGGAUCUGUAUGCUUGAAGCCAAAGCAGUUUGCAUAAAGAUUUUUUUAAUGAGUUUGUUAGAAUCACCAGCAGGGAAACUUUUAUCUCUCUUUGAUGAAGUCAUGGUGCAAUAAGUCACUGGUGGAAAUACUGCAGCUUGUCUGGUAGACAUGGAGCGCAGUCCAGUCAUUUGUGCUCCAAGCAAGCAGCAGUGGGUACUUUGCAGGAACUCUGCUGCUUCUGCUGUUUUUUAAAUUCUUUUAAUACCCUUUGAAUUUCCAAGCAGUGAUAUUGGUAUUAUAUCCACUGUUUUGACAUUUUUGUGAUUUCACAGCAAUAAUGUACUGUAUAUAUUUCAUAAGGAUCUAUGUACAUGCUUGUAUAAAGGGCUGAGCAAGGUGGAAAUGCAAGGCUAAUAGGAGAACUUGAGUGCAAAAAUCCCAGCAGGUCCAUUACACUUUGUCAGAAACGUGAAAUGUUGCUCCAUCUAGUGGUCAAAACUGGCACAUGCUAACAGUAUUUACAGUGUUGCUUUAACUCUAAAGUGGAGGUGGAAGUCGGUCUUUGCUAAAGUUCUCAAGAGCAUUUUAGCGCUCAUGUCCAGUGAUCAAAUAUUUGUGUCAGAACAGGCUCUGAACAUGACCCUGAUGCAAGGCUGCCUGUUCUUAUAUUGUGCACAUUUUCAGUGCCAGUUCUACACCUACACUGCUGGAGUUAGCCACUUAGAAAAUAAGACAACUGGCAUGUGACACUGUGCUUACAGGGCUUUGCUUUAACAAGCCUGUGUACUGUUGCAGGCAGGGGAGAGAAGUGAAUGAAUCAAACUAAAUUGGAUCCAUAUGUACAGCCACAUAUCUAGGAAGCCAUGAUUGCAGUGAAGUUUUUGUUGGUCUGUUACGAAAGUUCAAAAGAGAAAUGGAAAUGGUUGAGCCAUAGUGUACAUACAAAUACAAGGACCUGUAGUCAGAAAUGUGUGUAUGUGAUGCUGUUACAUUCAUUCAUAUAGUACAAAAUAUAGUGUGUAUAAACAUUUUGUGUAUAAACAGUUUUGUUGUUUUUGCACUCACUCGAACCGUUACCAAGAGGUUUUGCCAUUCUGUUGCUUUUCUAAUGGAGCUGAAGGCCACUGCCGGGGACAGAAAAACAAACUAAAGUUUCCAUUUUGGUAGUGAUGGUAAUGUUAGUUGUAUUGUGGUUUGCUCAUUAACUUUGGUCUCACUGCUGCAUAGAAUUAAUUUCUAUCCAGAUAAGAGUCUUGUGACCGAUUCACACAUCAGUGCUCCUGUUAUACUAACUGUCAUGCAUGCGCUGUCUGCUGUGGAGAUCUGUGUGGCUGGGGUUCAGACCAAAGCUUAUAAGAAUGUAUGCAACUAUUUACUUGAGUUUUAUACAUAUAAAAAAAAGAUAAACCUCUAAACUGUCUUAUUAUUUCAUC
This is a messenger RNA of Myripristis murdjan (pinecone soldierfish), 4921 nucleotides long. Its product is annotated as USP6 N-terminal-like protein. The record is from RefSeq and is a predicted model, not a curated record. Lineage: Eukaryota; Metazoa; Chordata; Actinopteri; Holocentriformes; Holocentridae. Gene Ontology annotation, molecular function: GTPase activator activity; small GTPase binding. Bases 269 to 2809 code for a protein of 846 amino acids. Gene Ontology annotation, biological process: regulation of GTPase activity. The transcript is spliced from 14 exons.